Indicator indicator is the source of this 843-nucleotide messenger RNA. RefSeq names its product SH3 and cysteine rich domain 2 (gene STAC2). Lineage: Eukaryota; Metazoa; Chordata; Aves; Piciformes; Indicatoridae. Gene Ontology annotation, biological process: skeletal muscle contraction; positive regulation of protein localization to plasma membrane; positive regulation of voltage-gated calcium channel activity. Gene Ontology annotation, molecular function: protein binding. Gene Ontology annotation, cellular component: extrinsic component of cytoplasmic side of plasma membrane. The record is from RefSeq and is a predicted model, not a curated record.
AUGCAGAGGCUGAAGCGUUCCUUAUCCCUCCAGACGCUGCUGCGGAGCAAGAGCUUGGAGAGCCUCUUCCCGCGGCGGGGGGCGGGGGUGCAGGGCCCGGGACCCCCCCCAGUGCCCCCUCGCACCCACGGCUUCCAGCAGCACAGCUUCAAGAAGCGGAGUCCCUGCGAGCUCUGCCGCCAGCUGAUCGCGGGCAACUCGUGGCAGGGGCUGCGGUGCAAGGCGUGCAAGGCUGGGGGGCACCUCUGGUGCUCCCUGGGCAUCUCCCACCGGCAGUGCCCUGGCAAAACGGUUGCCUCUUUCCGCCGCAAUUUCAGCUCCCCCCUGCUGCUGCCAGGGCAGGGGGGCGCUGGGCAGGGUGAGCCCCCCCAAGCCCCUGUGGAUCCUGUGUACGAGGCACUGCGGGUUGGCACCUCCCUGGCACACGGCAGCAGCCCCCCAGAGCUGCCCCCCAGCUUCCAGCGUGCCCGCGGUGCCCCCCGCCGGGCCCCGGCUGCGAUAUUCUCCUAGGUGGCUCUCUACAAGUUCGUGCCCCGGGAGCAGCAGGACCUGGCCCUGCAGCCUGGGGACAGGGUGACGCUGGUGGACGACUCCAACGAGGACUGGUGGAAGGGCAAGGUGGGCGACCGCCUGGGCUUCUCCCCUGCCAACCCUGUGCAGAGGAUCCCUGGGGAGAGCGUCUGGAGGAGCUGCCAGGCAGUGCCCGGGGACUGGCAGCAGGGCAGGAUGAGCCUCAGGGAGAACCAGAGCAGCGUUGGCAUGGGCAGGACCCAGGGCCUCCUGCGGGUGACCAGUGGCAAGAAGCGAGGGCUGGUGCCCGCCGAGGCUCUCACCCAGAUCUGA